CACUGGCACCGUCUGCCACACCGCUACCAGUACACUAUCUUCUUUCCAUUCUCGUCGACUCCUUUGUCUUUCUCCCUGCCGCUUCCUGUCCACUCUUUUGUUCCUUCCUCUGACACGCCAGGCUCGUAUCCGACCUUUACAUUCCGCCUUCUCUUCUUUGUUCCCGUCUACGCAGCUACUCCCACAGCCUACCUCGACCACACUACAACCACUACCACCACAACUACUUCAACACCUAAACAAGCAGCAGCUAUGUUUCGUACGUUCCGCAAAAAGCCCAGACAGCAAGAAGACGCAGAGCCGCUCCGGACCUCUCCUUCUCUCCCCGAGCUUUCUUCACAAGGUGUCGCCUGGCCCGAAGACCUCGUCGACGUACGCGCCAUCCGCAAUCAAGCGUCCGAGAAUGACCAGCUUCAGUACCAACAACAGCAACAGGCCCAGUCGCCCACACAUGGUGCGACCAAGACUUCUUUCCAGAUCUCUCCGAGUAACCGUACGCCGAUACCCUUUCAUAAACCCUGGCCUGGCGGUGCCCCUCCUUUGACAGACCCGAAUGCUCCUGUUCCUCAAGGUCACGGUCAAGGACCAAAUGGGACAAUCUCAUCGUUGUAUAUGAAGCAACACCACCCGCCGAGCGCCUUUGAUAAUAGGAGGCAGUCCGUCCAGAGUCAUGGCAGUCGGACGAGGCAGACGCAGAGGAGGACGAAGGUCGCGCCGACCUUCAAUCUCAUGGUCGUAGGCGGCCAAGGAACCGGCAAGACCUCCCUCCUUCGUCUUCUCCUCGAUACCGCAGACAUCUCUCCCACCGCCACACAAGACCAGCGCAUCGCCGUCGACCGCUUCAUGCGCGGCGGAGCGAAGCCCACCGAGACCAUACAGGCUGCGUGCGUCGAGAUCUGCGAGUCGCGGUUCGACAGGGUGCUUUUUUCUGUGAUCGACACGCCUGGGCUGGACUUUCAGGAGGGAAGGGAGUUGGUGCUUGAGAGGCAGUUGGGGAGAGUGGUGAGGUAUCUGGACCAACAGUAUGCGGAUACGAUGAGCGAGGAAUCCAAAGUCGUUCGCCAGAGCAAGGGAGACCAACACGUUCAUCUAUGCAUAUACAUAAUCGACCCGAACACCAUCAUGUCCCCCCAAGCCCGCCGUCAACUCUCCUCCCUCCCCUCCAAAACCCGCUCCGAAGCCACGAUCUCCCGUGCCCCUCCUCCCCCCGACACACCCACCCUUCCCUCUUCUUCCUCCCACCACUCCACCUCCGACCCCGACGCCGAGGACGCAGAGGACAACGCCCCCGAGGCCACCCUGACGAUGUCGCCCGCCGAAAUCCGGGUGAUCAAAAGGCUGAGCGCGCGGACGAACGUGUUGCCGAUCAUAGGUCAUGCCGAUUCGUUGACGGAUGAGAAGUUGGAGAAGGUCAAGGAGACGGUGAGGAGGGAGUUGGCGAGGAGUGGAUUGGGUUUUGGGGUUUUUGGGCCGGCUAGGGUGAGGAAGGGCGAUACGAAUGCGAAUGGGGCUGCUGGAGUGAACGGAGACGAGGCCGAUGAUACGACGCCGACGCCACAGGGGAGUACGCCCGCUUCGCCUCUGGACAUUAACGGGAAGGCGAUCGCGAAUGGGAAUGGGAACGGAAAUGGCCACGGUCGAGUCUCGUUCAGCCAGAACGGGCACAUCGCCUCCGAAGACAAUAGCGACAACGAAGACGACGAGGACGAAGACGAAAAUAAUUCGCAUACUCCCUCCGCCGACGCAGGUUCACCCGAACCCGAACGUCGUUCCCGUCCCGUCAUCAAGCUCCGCACCGGGCGCGGAACCACGACCUCGCAUUCCAACAAUGCCAGUCUUCGCCGGUCGCGUUCGCGCCAGCGUGAGGCCAUUCGCGGUGAACUCGAGCCGACGACGCCGGACCCGACGGAUAUGGAGAGCGUGCCGAAUGUGAGGUUUUCGGCGCAUAUCGUGGCGAGGGCGGAUUUGGGAGAGUUGUUGCCGUUUGCGGUUAUUGCGCCGGAGGGGUGGAGGAAGAGGAAGGGGGUGUCGAAGGGAGAGAAGGGAGGGAAGAAGGGAGAGGCGGCGGAGGUUCAGGCGGAGGGCGCGGAGGGUGGUGCUAAUGCUGUCGAUGCGAAUGCGAGUGGUACGAGCACGCCAGUGAGUCCGAGUUCGCGAAGCGUGAACCUCAAGGCGACCGCGGUGCCUUUGCCGUAUUCGGGUGGACCUCCUGAGGAUUUGAAGGGCAUUUUUGUGAGGAAGUUUAGGUGGGGGAGCGUGGAUGUGCUGGAGCCUGCGCAUUGUGACUUCGCGGCGCUGAGGACGGCGGUGUUGAGCACCCAUCUGAGGAUGCUGAAGACGCAUACGAAGGAGGUGCUUUAUGAGAAGUAUAGGACGGAGAAGUUGUUGGCGAGAAGGGCAACGAGGAAUAUCGGGGAGGUGGAGGCGAGGAAGUUGUUGGAGGAUCUGGGGCUAUAGCCUUUCGGCGCUUCUGUUCCAUCACCGACUCCACCGGUCUUCUCUCUUGGGGCUUCGUCUUCGUUAAAUUUGGCCCAGUACUCCCGAUCACAAGUGCUCCAUCGUCGCCACUGCCACUGCCACACGUCUCGACGUCGACUCAACUGCGUUCUCACUUCGGGCUCUUUUUCCCUUGGAUUUAUUCUGGAUUUCGUUUGGCUCAUCUGUUUAAUUGUUUACGUAUAUGCCCCGCUUUGCUUGAUUGCUUAUUCAUUUUUUUAAACGUCUCAUCUAUCCAUCUACUAUGCCCCAACUAUACCUAUUUCUUUCCCUCGAUCGUUUGAUUUUCCCCUAGCCUGAGGCCUACCUUCGCCCACCAAUCCACGUCUCGUCGCAGCUGCGUCGAGCUUAGAAUCCGAUCGGCGUACCCUUGAAGCUCGACAUCUUGCCGCGCUAUUCGCCUACUGACGAGACCCUGAUACCACACGCCGCACUUGGCCGCUUUCUUCUCAUUCACCCGUUGUUCACUGUCCAGACGCAUCCAUCCUCGCCGCUUCCCUUCACCGUGUACCAAUUAUCCUUCUCACGCGCGUGUGUCGUCUGCGGGCCAGGAUCGUGCACGGUUUGACCUUUUUUGUUAAUUCCUGUAUGCUCGUAUCCCGGGCUCGCGAUACUUUGCUUGAAUUUUAAAGUCCACUGUUCCCCUCUUCUGAAUCUCUCUUGUUUGCUCGAAUUGGUUCUCGGUUGGUUAUUGCAGACUACGUACUUAUACACUCUUUGCGGCUUCUCUGUUCUCAUUGUUUUUCAUCGAUCGGCUUGCUUCAUGUCUACUGUGUUCCUCUGAAUAUCGAGCAUCGAGUUGCGAUGAUCGCUCAGUCCUUUAUUCUCUUAUAGCGCUUAGCCACGCUCUGGAUCCGCCUUUCUUCUAUUUCAUUCGCAUUUCCAUUCAUACAUACACCUA
This is a messenger RNA of Stereum hirsutum FP-91666 SS1, 3397 nucleotides long. RefSeq lists its product as uncharacterized. Gene Ontology annotation, cellular component: septin complex; cytosol; septin ring. NCBI's taxonomy places the organism in Eukaryota, Fungi, Basidiomycota, Agaricomycetes, Russulales, Stereaceae. Gene Ontology annotation, biological process: cytoskeleton-dependent cytokinesis. The transcript is spliced from 5 exons. The record is from RefSeq and is a predicted model, not a curated record. Bases 253 to 2457 code for a protein of 734 amino acids. Gene Ontology annotation, molecular function: GTPase activity; molecular adaptor activity; GTP binding.